UUUGAAAGCGAAAGAGGAAGUAAAUUACUGGUUGUAUUGAUAUUACAUUCCGGGCUGUAUUAUCCUGUCGAGUUCAAAUCUAUAAAAACGGAUUUUUUCCUCGUGUUGAUUUUAGAGGUCAAAAAUGGUGAUCAAUAGAUAGGAGCAAAUAUACAUAUGUACGCACAAGAAUGGCAGCUGCAACGUCAAAGCAGCCAUCCAAAAAGAAACGUCUAUUCGUGGCAGCUAUAGAUCUAGGUACAACAUACAGCGGCUGGGCUUAUUCUACACUUAAUGACCCUGAUAAAGUACUUGCCAACCAAGCAUGGUUUGCUGGCACAGGAACACUAGCGUCACAAAAGACACCCUCUUGUGUUCUGCUUUCGCCGAAAAAAGAGUUCGAAGCGUUUGGCUACGAAGCAGAAACUAAGUUUGCAGGUCUUGCAGAAGAAGGCAAGCAUCAUGGAUGGUACUACUUUCGAAGGUUUAAAAUGACUUUGUUUGAUGAUCGUAAACUGAAUCGUCACACGAGCAUUGAAGACAUAUCUGGAAAGAAAAUGCCAGCACUGGUAAUAUUUGCUCAUGCCAUACGUUAUCUGAAGAACAACUUCAUGCAAACAGUCCAUAACAGAGUUCAGAAUGUCAAGGACACCGAUGUGAAUUAUGUUCUAACAGUUCCAGCAAUUUGGAACGACAUGGCAAAGCGAUUUAUGCGAGAAGCAGCUAUUGAGGCUGGUAUUCCAAACGACCAAAUUACAUUAGCGCUUGAACCUGAAGCAGCGUCUAUUUGGUGUCAGGGGAUCCACACAGAGGUUCAACGAAACUUUGAUACCACCGAUCUUGGUAUUUCAGCUGUUGGUACACGAUACAUGAUUGUGGAUUUAGGCGGUGGAACCGCAGACAUCACUGUUCACGAGAAGAGACACAACAAUACACUCUUAGAGAUACAUAAAGCUACAGGAGGAGCGUGGGGAGGAACAGAAGUUGACAAAAAUUACAUACAACUUCUAGCAAAAAUAAUUGGACCGAACGAAUGGAAAAAGUACGAGCAAAAAGAACUGGAAGAUAUACUUGACAUCCAUAGGGACUUUGAAACUAAGAAAAGAAAUAUAUCUACCAUUUCAUCCGGUCAGAUCACUGUCAAGAUGCCGAGCAGUCUGAAAGAUGCUUAUGAACAUAAUGGAAAGAGGUCUAUAUCAGAUGUGGAAGAAAGGUUUAACAGGAAUAUCGACUGGAAAAAGGACAAAUUAAGAGUAGCUGUAACAUUAAUGAAGAAAUGUUUCGAAGGUCCAGUGAAUGAUGUCAUUGCACAUGUGGAAGAGAUUUUAUCAGAAGAAAACAUGGGAAAUGUUGACAAGAUAAUGCUGGUGGGAGGGUUCGCUGAAAGCCCGUACGUACAAGAGACUUUCAAAGCACACUUUACAGGCAGACGAAUUAUUAUUCCAUCAGAAUGUGGCCUUGCUGUCUUAAAAGGAGCUGUACUCUUUGGGCAAAACCCUACAGUUGUAACAGCAAGAAUUGCACGGUACACAUACGGUCUGGAAAUUGCUGUUCCUUUUGAUCGUACAAAGCAUUCUAGAGAAAAACUAGUUGAUACGGAUGCUGGACCGUUAUGCCGAGAUUCGUUUUGGAAGGCUGUUGAGAUCGGACAGGUGAUAAAGAAUGGACACGAAGUGCCAAGGAUUGGAAGAGCGGUCGAUGAUUACCAACCAAAGAUUUCUCUAAAAAUUGUCAAAUCAAAGCAACGCAAUCCGGCAUACACAACAGAUCCGGAUUGUGAAGUCAUUGGACAUGUUGUAAUACCAAUGGAUCGCACUUUAAAGGCUGAUAACAACGCUGUUGAUGAAAUAUUUACAUUUGGUGGCACAGAGCUCAUGUUAAGAACACGACAUAAGAAUACAGGCGCUACACAAGAACUCGCCUUUGACCUGUAAAACAUUUUAAGGACAUUCGAUAUAAAUCUGCCGAGCACGCUUGUUCAAGUUAGAUAUAUGUAAAUAUAACUUUAAUCAAAACUAAAACUUAUAAUUUUCUUUGUUUCAAGUAUGAUAUUAAAAGUUUUUAUUUUAAAACACAUUUAAUUUCUUAAACAAG
Messenger RNA from Mercenaria mercenaria, 2073 nucleotides. RefSeq names its product heat shock 70 kDa protein 12B-like. Lineage: Eukaryota; Metazoa; Mollusca; Bivalvia; Venerida; Veneridae. Gene Ontology annotation, molecular function: ATP-dependent protein folding chaperone; ATP binding. The record is from RefSeq and is a predicted model, not a curated record. The coding region runs from base 171 to 1913 and encodes 580 amino acids. The transcript is spliced from 5 exons.